AUGAAUUUAUUAAAUAACAAAGGAAAUGAUAUAGAAGGUGAUAAAAAAAAUAAGUUAGAUAACGAAAAUGAAGAAAAUCAAUUAAGUAAAAAUAAUGAUGAAAGUAUAUUUGAUAAAAAAUGUAAACAAGAAAUAUUAAAAGAAAAAAAAGAUGAACAUAAAGAUAUAAAUAUACAUCAAAAAAAUAGUUUAAAUGAUGAUGUUAUAUUCUCAAAUGUAACUUUAUGCUUAAUGGGGAUGUCAUCUGUGAUUCUUUAUAAUUAUGUAUUAAAUACAACUCCCCACAUUCAUGCAAUGCUAAAUAAAAAUAUUAUGAUUUCCUUCACAUUUUUCUUAUAUUUUUUUGUUUUGGUUAUUGUAUCAUUAGUUAGUUCUUUAUUACUUGAAGUUAAAAUAAUUACUUAUGAUAUAUGCUUUAUUUUAUCAUUUGUUUUUCAGCUUAUUUACCCAUAUAUAGUAAAAUAUUAUUAUGAUAGAACUUUUUUUUUCUAUUUUCUAAUAUGCUGUAUUGGAGGGAUUUGCUCAAUUUUAAAAACUAUGAUAUUUUCCAUAGCAUCUAUAGUUUUAAACAGUUCAAAAGUAGUUUGCUUAUCAUAUGGAUUAACUGGAAUAUAUUCUUUUUUCCUUACUUCCUUAUUUUAUUAUUUUAUUAUUAAAGUUGAUAAAAAUGUAGAAAAGCUUCAGUUAUCUUUAUUUAUCACAUCGACAAUUAAUUGUAUGCUCAUAUUAUGCUCCUUUAUUUGCUAUUCACUUUUAAAGAGAACAAAAAAUUUCAAAAAGAAGUUUAAAAUAUAUACAGAAGAAAGAAAGCAUGAAAAAGAAAGCGAAAAAUUCUACUAUGAAAAUAUCUUAGAUCAGAACACAUUAGAUGCUUCUUAUUCUAUAUCCAUUAAUGUGAUAAAAGAUGUAGACAAUACAGAUGGUAAAUAUUAUUUAACAGAAAAUGAAAAUGUAAACGCAGGAAAAAAAAAAAAAGGCGAAGAAAAAUAUACAAAUAACACUGAUAAUCAAAUAAAAGAAAAAAUGACAUCAAAUAAUGUUUCAUUUAAUAAACCAGUAAAUAAUAAUAAAAGUAAUACAAUUUCAUUAGCAACUAAAAAUAAAUUCUGCAAUAAAUUAUUAUUAUAUAAAAGAAAUAUGAGGAAUUUUAUGAAGCGUGCAAAACAUAAAACCUUUUUAUAUAGAAAAGCAUUUAUCUCUUUAUUUUGUGUAUUUUACAAUAUAUUUUUAAAAGUUAUAGUUUUUCCUGUUGUUUGUCCAGAAAUAUGGACAAAAAAUGUAGAUGAACGAUACAUAUUAAUUGGAAUAGUUCAAGUAGCUGACUGUGUAAGUAGAAUUUUUCCUACAUUCGCCCAAAGUUUUCCAAUUUUAAAAUUUUUUCUUUUGCCACAAAAAAAAGUACUAUUAUAUUCAUUUGCAAGAACUUUUUUGUCAUUAUUAUGUUUAAUUAUUCCCAUAACGAAAAGUCAUAUUUUUCAUAAUUUUAUUUUUAAAUGCCUUCUAAUUUUUGCAAAUAUAUAUUUGAACGGAUGGUUUGUUACAUUGUCCUUUAUAAAUAUUCCUAGUGUUUUAAAAUCAUUUAAUUCAUUAAGCAAUGCUGCAAUUGUUAACAGUUUUGGAUCUACCUUACUAAGAGUUGGACUAUUAGCAGGAUAUGGAGCUUCUACAAUCUAUAAAUAUUUUGUUACACAAUUUAUAACCUAUAACUCAUAA
Molecule: messenger RNA, 1713 nt
Organism: Plasmodium gallinaceum
Lineage: Eukaryota; Apicomplexa; Aconoidasida; Haemosporida; Plasmodiidae
Product: nucleoside transporter 2, putative
Exons: 1
Coding region: 1-1713 (570 amino acids)
Source: RefSeq, a predicted model, not a curated record